AUGUCGCCGAACUCAUCCACGGCAUGCGGAACUCCGCCCAUUUAUUCGAGAAGUCGCCACAUGAAUACCUCUGUAGAAGAGGGUUCACUGCGAGAAGUCUUAAAGAAGCAUCAUAAAACUGUUUUUAUUCGUCUCAACGGGUUCCGCAUCAUAUAUUGGCUGGCAUGCUGUGUAUCGGCCAUCGUUCAAAUUCUCUUCACACUAUUCCCAUUGGAUUUUCGAAUACUCUACCUCAUCGCUCACAUCUCACUUAUUGCCUCUCGUUCAGAAGUCUGCUGGGACAAAUUCGAUAUGAAUUACAGGAAUCAGUGUCUUAACGGGCACUGGCAACAGCGUUUCUAUUUCGACCAUGCCUCAUUAACUUGCCGACAGUUUUGGUACGACGGAUGCCGAUCUGAUUCAAGGAAUAUGUUCGAGGAUCAUCUGACAUGUCAAUGGCUCUGUGAGUCACAACCGAUGUACAAAUCAAGUAAGUUUUUUCAUAUACCAGAACCCACCGUA
Molecule: messenger RNA, 501 nt
Organism: Cooperia oncophora
Lineage: Eukaryota; Metazoa; Nematoda; Chromadorea; Rhabditida; Trichostrongylidae
Source: the annotation of a GenBank genome assembly